CCCAGGUCGAAUUUCCUCGGAGGCUGCUGAUCCGCGAAGCUCCCACCUUCGCUUUGAGCUCGUUGCAGCCGUUCUGUCCCGCGCCCUCCGGAGCCCCGGACCGGACCAUGAUGUGGAAACACUGGCUUGCGCUCGCGUUCGUGGCCGUCGCCUGGGUCCACGCCGAGGAAGAACUAAGAAGCAAAUCCAAAAUCUGUGCCAAUGUGUUCUGUGGAGCCGGCAGGGAAUGUGCCGUCACAGAGAAGGGAGAGCCCACAUGCCUCUGCAUUGAGCAAUGCAAACCUCACAAGAGGCCUGUGUGUGGCAGUAAUGGCAAGACCUACCUCAACCACUGUGAGCUGCAUCGCGAUGCCUGCCUUACUGGAUCCAAAAUCCAGGUUGAUUAUGAUGGACACUGCAAGGAGAAGAAAUCUGUAAGUCCAUCUGCCAGCCCAGUCGUUUGCUAUCAGGCCAAUCGAGAUGAGCUUCGGCGUCGCAUUAUCCAGUGGCUGGAAGCUGAGAUCAUUCCAGACGGCUGGUUCUCUAAAGGCAGCAACUACAGUGAAAUCCUAGACAAGUACUUUAAGAAUUUUGAUAAUGGCGACUCUCGCCUGGAUUCCAGUGAGUUCCUGAAAUUUGUGGAGCAGAAUGAAACUGCCAUUAACAUCACCACCUAUGCAGACCAGGAGAACAACAAGCUGCUCAGAGGACUCUGUGUCGAUGCGCUCAUUGAACUGUCCGAUGAAAAUGCCGACUGGAAACUCAGCUUCCAAGAGUUCCUCAAAUGCCUCAACCCAUCUUUCAACCCUCCUGAGAAGAAGUGCGCCCUGGAGGAUGAAAGGUAUGCAGAUGGAGCCGAGACCGAGGUGGAUUGUAACCGCUGUGUCUGUGCCUGUGGGAACUGGGUCUGCACAGCCAUGACCUGUGAUGGAAAGAAUCAGAAGGGGACCCAGACCCAGACAGAGGAGGAGGUGACCAGAUAUGUCCAGGAGCUCCAAAAGCACCAGGAAACAGCUGAAAAGACCAAGAAGGUGAGCACUAAAGAGAUCUAAGAAGAGGCACUUAGACACAGUGUCUGGAACCCAGCACCUUCUCUUCCACUCCAGCGCUGAGUCCAGUAUACGCAAGUGUCUGCUAAAAUCGCCAAAUCACCAGUAUUUGCUUAUAUAGCAAUGAAUUUUAUUUUGUUUAUUUGUUUUGCAAUAAAGGAAGUGGGGGUGGCUGGCUAGUAGGGGAAGGGCCAUAGCCUUCAUUUCUAGGAGUACUUCCAGAGAAACUGUGCUCUGGGGCUAGAGGCAAGUAAAGAAACUGCAUCAGGGUGGGGAGGGAGCAGACCCAGAUCUGAAGCCUUUCUGAGUCCACCACAGCUGUGUGCAGACUGCAGGGAGAGACACGCAGUGCCAGAGAAGACUGAGCAGGCCGUCCCUGCAGGAGGACAGUGGAGAGGAACUCAUUCUGCUUUCAGCCCAUGCUGUUGCUACUGUCAGCAUGACAGACCUCCAGCAUCUCUGCUUCUCCAUUGCCUUUAGAUACACAACCACCCUGUUAGUUA
Molecule: messenger RNA, 1531 nt
Organism: Marmota flaviventris (yellow-bellied marmot)
Lineage: Eukaryota; Metazoa; Chordata; Mammalia; Rodentia; Sciuridae
Gene: Fstl1
Product: follistatin like 1
Biological process (GO): multicellular organism development; cell differentiation; regulation of BMP signaling pathway
Cellular component (GO): extracellular region
Molecular function (GO): calcium ion binding; protein binding
Source: RefSeq, a predicted model, not a curated record